ACAAAAAAGACAAUAUGGCACCACGGCGAGCUGAGGAUAUCCCUUUAAAAAGGGUUGCGGCAUUGGGCUGUCGUUUACCAUCUCGUCUUCCUGCUGGAGAAAUUUUAAAAGAUAUAACACAAAAUUUAUGGAGAUUGGGUGACUCGAUAGGUUGCGGAGGCUUUGGAGAUGUUUACCUUGCUUCGAGUGACAUUCAUAAGCCGGUUGGACCAAAUGCAAAAUACGUCAUAAAAAUUGAACCACAUAAUAAUGGACCUUUGUUCGUGGAAAUGAAUUUUUAUAUAAGAGCUGCUCGAAAAUCAAUAAUUGAAAAUUGGUGUAAGGCACAAAAUUUACGUCAAGUAGGAAUACCAUCUUACGAAGGUUCUGGGUCCCAUAUUUACGAGGGUGAACGAUAUCGAUUCUUAGUAAUGCCUCGAUAUGGAAUAGACGUAGGCAAAGUGUUUGUUUCAAAUGGUAGAAAACUUUCGAAUAAACUUAUAAAUAGUUUAGCUAUACAAAUGCUUUACGCACUAGAGUAUAUUCAUAGCCAAGGCUAUGCUCAUUCGGAUGUUAAAGGGUCUAAUAUCUUGUUGAAAAAGAACAAUCAAGAAUAUCGCACAGAGAUUGAAAAGACUCAGGCUUUCCUUGUUGAUUUUGGCUUAGCAUAUAGAUACAGAACUAGCAAUGGUGUUCACAAGCCAUUUGUACAUGAUGAGAGAAGAGCGCACGAAGGAACUUUAGAAUUCACUUCGCGUGAUGCUCAUCAUGGCACACAUUCAAGAAGAGGAGAUUUAGAAACACUAGGAUAUAAUUUACUGCAGUGGCUUUGUGGGAGAUUACCUUGGGAAAAUGAAAAUGGUGGCUUAUCUCCAUCCGCUGAUCCUGAUGAAAUUCAUGAUAAAAAGGAAAAUUAUUUAUUAAAUGUUGAUUCAUUUAUGAAACAAUGCUUUAAAACGAAAAAUGCUCCGGAAAAUAUAACAAAUUAUAUGAAGUACAUUGCUAAUUUAAAAUUUGAGUCUAAACCUGAUUACGAGUAUCUUAGAAGCCUAUUUCGACAAGAUUUGAGCCUUGAAAGUCUUUUUGGAAACAAAAUGUUUUUUGCAAAUGAAAAUUCUUCGUCUAUUAAAAACCAUAAAAAACCAUAUUUACGAGAACGUAAACCAUGCAGACAAGUAAAUGGAGAAGUAAGAAUCACUCGUAAUACACAGUUAAUAGUUGAACAGCAGCAGAAAAAAGAAAGCGAUUUCAGUUGGGAAGCAGUGCUCGCUUGUCAUCCUGACAAACUGGCAAAAAUCAGUGCUCAGCUACCAUCGUCGCCACUCACUCCGCCUCCAUCGCCACCGCCCCCAUCUCUUCCUACCUAUGCGAUGCUGGCAAUACUACAGAGGAUGAAGGAACGACAAACAGGUUUGGUGAGACAGAGAACGAAUUCAAAGUCUUCCGAUAAUGAACUUAAAGCGAAGUGGAUGACACCGGCAAUGGAAGAAGUGGCCCUAUUGAGAAAAAAGAGUUUGGAGCAACUAGACGCGAAUGCCAACAAAACCAAAAGACUUACUCGCUCUCGCAUGGCACAGCUCAAACAAAUCAAUAGCUCAAGUAAAAGAUCAUUACAAGUUGAUGGAAGAAAUGGAUUCAAGAAACAAAAAUUGUAUUAAUUAAUAACACCUUACACAAAUAGAAUUCGAAAAUUUAAUUGGUCAUAAUCAAAACAGAAAUUUUUCGUAUAAAAGUAAUAUGUAAGUAUUAUUAAUGCCUAGGUUAAAAAUAUCUGACGUUCCUGCGAGAGGACAAAAUAAGACUCACGUGAUUCUCGCCACUUUUUCGUAAGACUGCCUUACCACUGCUUAUUUAAAGCUUUGGUGAUCAAAAAAUCCUCGAUUGUCCCCAAAAAUCCUUUUUCCUUUUAUACAAAUUCUCUUCAAUUAUGUCCAUUAUUUUAAUGUAAUAAUUCUUGUUAGCUUAAGUAUGUAUGUGUAAAUUAAAAGUUAAACUUAUAAGAA
Messenger RNA from Ceratosolen solmsi marchali, 1982 nucleotides. Its product is annotated as serine/threonine-protein kinase VRK1. The coding region runs from base 15 to 1637 and encodes 540 amino acids. Gene Ontology annotation, molecular function: ATP binding; protein kinase activity. The transcript has 9 exons. NCBI's taxonomy places the organism in Eukaryota, Metazoa, Arthropoda, Insecta, Hymenoptera, Agaonidae. Gene Ontology annotation, biological process: protein phosphorylation. The record is from RefSeq and is a predicted model, not a curated record.